UUCUCACCCCUCGUUUUCGACUCGCAUCACGCCCAAAGCCCGAACGAGAGAGAGAGCGAUUAUGAGGUCGGUGGCUGCGGUAUUUCUUUCCAGGAGGAGAUUCGCUAACUUCAUUCGCGUUCGCCCGAACAGAAGAAACAGCCUCCGCUGCUUCUCGUGCUCCUCCGAUGCCGUCGAUGCGACGAAGGACGGCGGCGGGGAUGUGCCCCACUUACCCGUGCUUAUCGUCGGCGCCGGCCCUGUCGGGCUCGUUCUCUCUAUCCUGCUCACCAAAUUGGGUGUCAAAUGCUCAAUUCUGGAGAAAAAUGUGGCUUUUUCUCAACAUCCACAGGCUCACUUCAUUAACAAUAGGACCAUGGAGGUGUUCCGGAAGCUAGAUGGUCUGACAGAGGAAAUCCAGAAUUUGCAGCCACCUGUAGAUUUGUGGAGGAAAUUCAUAUACUGCACUUCUUUAUCUGGUUUAGUUCUUGGAUCCGUGGAUCACAUGAAGUCUCAAGAUGUGGACAUGGAACUUAGCCCUGUUUCUGUUGCACACUUUUCUCAGUACAAAUUGAUGAAAUUGCUACUAACAAAGCUUGAAAAUCUUGACUUCUCUGUUUGCUAUCCCAAUUCAUCUAGAAGCUCAACCUGGGAUAGGAAAAUUUUGAUGAGCCACGAGUGCAUCUCUAUCCACCCUACACAAGAUGGUGUAAAGGUCGGAAGUUCCUUUUGCAAGGAAGGGAAGAUAGAAGAAAGAUUUUUUCACUGCAGCAUCCUUGUUGGGUCUGAUGGUGCUAGAAGUACAGUUCGAAAGCUGGUUGGCAUUGAUAUGAAGGGUGAAAGAAACUUGCAGAACCUUGUUAGUGUGCAUUUUUUAAGCAGAGAUCUUGGGCAAUACCUGCUUCACGAAAGGCCUGGAAUGCUCUUCUUUAUCUUUAAUCCUGAUGCUAUUGGGGUACUUGUUGCACAUGAUCUGAACCAGGGAGAGUUUGUUCUCCAGGUACCGUAUUAUUCUCCUCAGCAAAAAUUUGAGGACUUUAACCUUAAGGUAUGUGAGCAAAUAAUUCUCAAGCUGGUUGGUAGGGAGCUUGCUGAUUUGCAAGUAUUGGAUAUAAAACCAUGGGCCAUGCAUGCAGAAGUAGCUGAGAAGUAUGUUUCAUUUGGCGGCCGAGUUGUACUUGUUGGUGAUGCUGCUCAUCGUUUUCCACCAGCUGGUGGCUUUGGAAUGAAUACAGGUAUUCAAGAUGCACAUAAUUUAGCAUGGAAAAUCAGCUUAAUAUUAAAUUCCAUUGCUUCAUCUUCUAUCAUGCAAACUUAUGAAACAGAGCGAAGGCCGAUUGCCAUUUCUAAUACAGUAUUGAGUGUUCAGAACCUAAAGGCAGCAAUGUCUGUUCCGUCUGCUCUUGGCCUUGAUCCUACUGUUGCAAAUUCAGUGCAUCAAAUAAUAAACAGCAGUGUUUGUUCUAUUCUACCUCAAAGCCUGCAAAAGUUUGCCUUGGAGGGAAUUUUUUCUAUAGGACGUGCUCAAGUUUCAGAGUUUAUUUUGAAUGACAACAACCCAAUAGGAUCAUUGCGACUAGCUAGACUUAAGAAAAUAUUUGAUGAGGGACAAAGCCUUCAACUUCAGUUUCCUUUGGAGGAUCUUGGUUUUUGUUAUCAAAAAGGAGCUCUCAUCACUGAGGGUGGUGAAGAUGUGCUGGAGUCAGUAGCAUCUGGUUCCCCUAAUCGAGGUUGUGGGGCUUAUUUCCCUUCUGCUAAACCAGGGCGCCGUUUGCCUCAUAUGCCAAUCGAUGCUCUGAAUGGAUCUUCCACUAAGGAUGGCUUCUCGACAUUGGAUUUAAUAUCUGGAGUUGAAUUCAUACUCAUUAUAGCUCCAGUUCAAAGUUCAUAUACACUCGCACGUUCUUCCAUUAAGGUGGCUGAAGAAUUUAAAUUGCCACUUAAAGUAUGCAUCAUCUGGCCUAAAGGUUCAUCCAUCCAGAAUGUGAACAGCAGUGAGGUUGUAUUAGAGCCCUGGAAGAAUUUCAUUGAUGUUCAGGAGGCUACUAGAUCUUUAAAAUCAUGGUGGGAGCUGUGUCAAAUGUCAUCCAAUGGAGUCAUUUUAGUAAGACCAGAUGAACACAUUGCAUGGAAAGUAGAGUCUAACAGCAUGAAUGAUAGCUAUCUGGAGUUGAAAAGAGUGUUUUCUCAGAUACUGCAACUCGAUGAAGUUGACACUUGAAGAAAUCCUUGAGACACUAGGGUGGUGAUGCAUUAUGGGAGCUCCAUCCAUCACAUUUCUUGCUUUUUCUGAUGCUUUGCCCAUCCGUAAGUGUUGUGGAUUAUGCUCAAACUCUACAAUGGGUUUAAAUUAGUCAGGUUUAAAGACUGUACCUUGAUGUUUCUUCACUACUCGGCUAAUGUUCAGCGGCUAAAGUUCCCACACUAGCCAGGAUUGGUAGUCGGGCGUCUCCACAGUAAAAUGUUUGUGGAAUGUGCAAGGGGCUCAUUAAUUUAUUGAAUGCUAGGAGUGUUUUGUGAUUUGGUUAUGUAACUCUGGCUGAUAAACAAAUCUCUCAUUUUUCAGUGCCUAUGCAUCAUAUAUUGCUAGAAGUGCCAGAUAUAUUUAUGCCAAGCAAGAUAGAAUACAACAGUUAUAUCAUCAUUCCUUGGGAGAAAGCAAAAAUGCUUAUCUGUUUGAUUUUUCUGAUACAAAGAUGAAUGAUGUACUCGAUACAAGUGUGUUAGUGAAGAGAUAAUGCCACAGUAGAGAUCUUUGUGGUUGUGGGUAUGCAAUUCUAGCCAUUGUUUUCUGAUUCUCUGGAAUUCUGAUCUGUGAAGGUUGCUGAAAUGGAGUUCCAAGUAACUGCUGCCACUGCUGAUUUUCACGUACUGUUAUCAGGCAAAUUCGAAGCGUGAGUGGUUCUUGUCCAAUAGUCAAUGUUCUAUAUUUUUCAUCCUAAUGAAGAAAAAUGUCCUGCAGUGCAUUAUAAUUGGAAUUCGAAUUAUGGAUGUUUGGAAAACUGUUUCAUUGGUGGUAAAGACGAAUACGUUCGUCCCCAGCGCCCCCGUCAAUCCAUCUCACGGCCAACACGGAGGAGGUAAAUCACGGACGACUACUAGCCUUUGGAAUAGUGACUAGUACAUAAGGGAGACAUUUACCUAUUGGAAAACUACUUCAUGCACUAUCGUUUGGGAGCUUGUAGAGUCAUUUUGAACUUAUCUGAUGAGCAGAAUCAUGAGUAAAUUAUUGAUGUAUUCUUCUAUUUGUGAUACUCAAAUAGUAUCAAUGAGAUUCUGUGGGCAGCGUGACACUCCCCCUUCGUCCAAGAA
Molecule: messenger RNA, 3291 nt
Organism: Zingiber officinale
Lineage: Eukaryota; Viridiplantae; Streptophyta; Magnoliopsida; Zingiberales; Zingiberaceae
Product: putative polyketide hydroxylase
Exons: 11
Coding region: 62-2200 (712 amino acids)
Molecular function (GO): FAD binding
Source: RefSeq, a predicted model, not a curated record